Leptopilina boulardi is the source of this 2435-nucleotide messenger RNA. Its product is annotated as clavesin-2-like. Gene Ontology annotation, molecular function: phosphatidylinositol bisphosphate binding. Bases 437 to 1846 code for a protein of 469 amino acids. Gene Ontology annotation, cellular component: membrane. The record is from RefSeq and is a predicted model, not a curated record. NCBI's taxonomy places the organism in Eukaryota, Metazoa, Arthropoda, Insecta, Hymenoptera, Figitidae. The transcript has 7 exons.
GUUACUCAGUUAUUGCAGUCUGACAGUUCAGAAGUAACAUGAACCGCGAACGGUUUUUAACGACACUCUGAUUCACUAUUUGUGAUCAUAUUUUAUUUAUUUAUUUAUUUAUUAUAAUUAUGACUAUGUCAAUUUUUUAUUGUCCUCUUUUUGCAGUUUAACGACCCCCCAUGAUUUCUCCGUCAAUGAUCAUGAAUAUCGAUUAAAUUUUGCGCGGAUUAUGUGUGGGUGAUAUUCAAGUUUUUUUUUUCUUUUUUUUUAUUACUUUUCCUAUAUACCGGUCACAUACAGUUUCAGAGAAAUAUCAGUUUACCAAGGAUUUCCUUAUAGUAGAAAGUUGAAGUUGAAUAAAGAUAAUAUUUGUUUCGAAAAAAAAUCAGAUUUAUAAAUAUUGGAUUUAGUUGAGAAAAGAAAAAAAAAAAAAAAUUCUGUCGCAAUGGCAGAAUAUUGUGAAUAUCUUUGGGAUCCCUUACGUGGACACUCGAGUACAGCUCUUGCACGUAGUCUUUAUGAUGAACAAUCGAGAAUCAAUAAAGGUGACAAAAAACUAGCGAUAAAGACUGUUAGGGCCAUACUACGUGAUAUGCCUGGCGUUGAUUUAAUGCUUUGCACCGAUGAAUAUAUUACACGCUUCCUGUUGGCCCGGAAGUACAGAACUGAACAAGCAGCUGCACUGAUAGUAGCUUAUCAGGCACAAAUUGCACACAGACAAGAUAUUUUUGGUAAUCUCACAGCUCGCGAUCCUGCAUUACAACGUGCACUUAGAGCCGGAAUUCCUGGAGUUCUUCCUGCUCGCGACAAGAAAGGAAGGUGUGUUUUGCUUAUCCUAGCUUCACAAUGGGAUCCAAUUGCUGUUCCUGCAUUGGCAGUGCAACGAGCAAUUUUUUUAGUUUUGGAAACUCUUAUUCAAGAUCCCAGAAAUCAGCAAUCUGGAUUUGUGGCUGUGGUGGAUUGGGGUAAUUUUUCCCUGAGACAAGGUGGAGCUUUAGGAGCUGCAGCUUUGAGAAAUUUGGUAGCUGCCUUACGAGGAAGAUUUCCGGCUAGAUUUAAAGCAAUACACUUUUUGUCAGCUCCACUUUAUGUUCAAGCGACACUUGCACUUAUCAAACCAUUUCUCGAUGAAAAAACACGAAGCAAAAUAUAUCUUCAUGGAAAUAAUUUGAGUACUUUGCAUCAACAUUUACCAACUGAUAUUUUACCAGCUGAAUUAGGUGGAAGUGGUCCAGCAUUUAAUCCAGGUCUUUGGGCCGAACCUGUUAUUCAUUCAGCAAUGAAAGAAGCUGAAUUGGCUAACAUGAAAAGAGAUAAAGAAUCUUCCUCCUCGGAUGAUGUGAAUAACCUUAGAAAUUCCCAGGAACAAUCAAGGACGCAGGAUCAAAAGCAUUACGAAUUUUCAGACUCAGCAAGAAAUGAGAUGAACCGAUCAGAAUCCACAGAACCUGAUUCUGUUUUUGAAAACGAGAAAAACUUGAAUUACUCCAAGGUACAAAUUUUAAAUUUAAAUGGAAAUUGUUCAGAAAUGAAAAAAAUGAAAUCAUCAGUUUUGGAGCCAAUACAUAACAAUUCAAGGAAAAAUCAAGAAAUGCAAUUAUUAAUAAAUGUUGAAGCAUUAGAAAAAAAUCGUGGUUUAUCAAUAAAUAAUAAAAAUAGAAAGUCAUUUGAUGAGCAGGAUGCUGAAAAUUCUGAAUGUUUAAGCUUUAGAUCAGACACAAAUUCAAAUGAAUUUGAAAUGGUGCCGAGUCAAGCAGAUAGCGAGGAUAAUUCACUGGAAAUGAAAGUUGAAAAAAUUGUCAUUAGAACUGGAAAAGGUGAACCACUUCCGGAAGAAGCUAAUUUAAUAGCAUAAGAAAAUAAGAAUAUUAGAUGAUUGAAAUUCUUAUAAUCUAAAGCAGGAAUAUAAUUUCAAGCUGAAAAUUAAGAUGAAAAAAAAAUUUCUUUAUACUUAAGAGGAAGCAAAAGAAAAGACAAUUUUACCAUUUGUUUAGACAAUUUUACUUAUGUAAAUUUAUCAAUUUUAUUGGAUUUUCUACAAAGAGAUUUAAUUUACGAAUUUGAUGAAAAAGAAAAAAAAAUUCGUAAAAAUUUGUUCAAGUUUGAUGAAUUCUCCAUUCAGAAACGAAACUGAUUACAAUUUUUUUUUUAUAGAAAAUUAAGGAAUAUUUUAUAAACACUGGAAUCAAUAAUAUCUCUAGUCUACUACUGAUUUAUAUAUAGUAGAAGACUAAAUUGGAAAAUUUAUUACGAUACAUUUUCAUGAUUCUGGAAAAUCGUGCACUAUAAAGUGAAAUGACAAUACCAUAUAUACGAGAAUCAUGAAUUCAUUCUUUAAUCUUAUAUACUCUUCUCAGAGAAAUUUUUCCAAAAAAACAAAAUGAAGUGAAAAAAUAAAACGAUCAAGGACAAAUUUGAUAAUUAAAAAUUAUAAAACUCAAAAA